Molecule: messenger RNA, 4298 nt
Organism: Populus nigra (black poplar)
Lineage: Eukaryota; Viridiplantae; Streptophyta; Magnoliopsida; Malpighiales; Salicaceae
Product: putative disease resistance RPP13-like protein 1
Exons: 2
Coding region: 106-3819 (1237 amino acids)
Biological process (GO): defense response to other organism
Molecular function (GO): ADP binding
Source: RefSeq, a predicted model, not a curated record
UUGCUGGCGCUCUCAAUAAUUGCUGGCGCUCUCUUCUUUCUCCUUUCUUCUACUUCAUCUCUUUUCCCAUCAUCGUAUUCACACCCUUAGCAAAGUCAAGGAACCAUGGCUGGGGCAUUGGUAGGAGGAUCAUUUCUCUCAGCUUUCCUUCAGGUUUUGUUCGACAGGAUGGCUUCUCGCGAGUUUGUGGAUUUCUUCAAGGGACAAAAGCUCAGCGAUGAACUGCUGAUGAAGUUGAAGAUAACAAUGAGGUCUAUUAAUAGGUUGCUGGAUGAUGCGGAGGAGAAGCAGAUUACUAAUCGAGAUGUUCAAAUGUGGCUUGACGACCUUAAAGAUGCUGUCUAUGAAGCUGAUGACUUGUUGGAUGAGAUUGCGUAUGAAGGUCUGAGAUCGGAGAUAGAAGCUGGUCCUCAAACCAACAACAUAGCUAUGUUGCGAAACUUUCUCUCUUCUCGUAGUCCAUUCAACAAGAGGAUCGUGAAGAUGAAAGUGAAGUUGAAGAAGAUCCUUGAUAGACUUAAAGAUUUAGUAGAACAAAAAGAUGUCCUUGGUUUAGGUGAGAAUAUUGGAGAAAAACCAUCAUUACAUAAAACGCCAACAACUUCUUUGGUUGAUGAAUCUGGUGUUUUCGGUAGGAACAAUGAUAAGAAAGCUAUAGUGAAGUUGCUAUUAUCAGAUGAUGCAUAUGGCAGAAGCCUUGGUGUGAUUCCUAUUAUAGGUAUGUGUGGAGUCGGGAAAACCACCCUUGGUCAGCUUGUUUACAAUAAUAGCAGCGUUCAAGAGUGGUUUGAUCUCAAAACAUGGGUCUGUGUUUCGGAAGAAUUUGGUGUUUACAAGAUAACUAAAGAUAUCCUCAAGGAGUUCGGGUCAAAAAAUUGUGAUACCAAGACUCAGAAUCAGCUUCACCUUGAGCUAAAGGAGAAAUUGAUGGGAAAAAAGUUCUUGCUUGUCUUAGAUGAUGUCUGGAAUGCAAAGUACGACGAUUGGGAUAUUUUACUCACGCCAUUGAAAUUUGGGGCACAAGGAAGUAAGAUUAUUGUCACAACACAGAAUGAAAGGGUAGCAUCAGUCCUCUCCACUGUUCCACCUUGCCAUCUGAAGGGAUUAAACGAUGAUGAUUGCUGGUGUUUGUUCGAAAAACAUGCAUUUGAUGAUGGAGAUACUAGUGCACAUCCAGGGUUGGAGGGAAUUGGCAGAGAAAUUGUAAAAAAGUGCAAAGGCCUGCCUUUAGCUGUAAAAUCACUUGCAGGUCUCUUAAGGUCCAAAAGAGAUGUGGAGGAGUGGGAGAAGAUACUAAGAAGCAAUUUGUGGGAUUUGCAAAACAUCAACAUUCUUCCAGCUCUAAGAUUGAGUUAUCAUUAUCUCCCUGCACAUCUAAAGCGUUGCUUCUCUUAUUGCUCAAUAUUUCCUAAAGAUUAUGAAUUUAGAAAGGAGGAGAUGGUACGUUUAUGGAUGGCAGAAGGUUUUCUAAUCCAACUCAAUGGCAAUCAGAAAAUGAAAGAAGUAGGUGAUGAGUACUUUAAUGAUCUUGUAUCAAGGUCGUUUUUUCAACAAUCAAGCAGCCAUCCAUCUUGCUUCGUGAUGCAUGACCUCAUGAAUGGUUUAGCUAAAUUUGUAUCUCGAGAAUUCUGCUAUACGUUAGAUGAUGCCAAUGAAUUAAAGCUUGCUAAAAAGACGCGCCAUUUAUCAUAUGUUAGAGCAAAGCAUGGAAACCUCAAGAAAUUUGAGGGAACCUAUGAAACACAAUUUUUACGCACUUUCUUACUCAUGGAGCAAUCGUGGGAGCUUGAUCACAACGAAAGCGAGGCAAUGCAUGAUUUACUGCCAACACUGAAGCGUCUUCGAGUACUAUCUCUAUCUCAAUAUUCUUAUGUACAAGAGUUACCUGAUUCAAUUGGCAACUUGAAACACUUGCGAUAUUUGAAUUUAUUCCAAGCAUCACUGAAAAAUUUACCUAGAAUUAUUCAUGCUCUGUACAAUUUGCAAACCUUAAUCUUGCGGGAGUGCAAAGACCUUGUCGAGUUACCAAAUUCAAUUGGCAACUUGAAGCACCUGCAGUACUUGGAUCUUUUUGGCACAUCGAUUAGAAAGAUACCUAAUUUGGUGAUUGGCUUGUGCAAUUUGGAAACUUUAAUCUUGUGUCAAUGCAAAGACCUCACUGAGCUUCCAACCAACAUGGGAAGCUUAAUUAACCUGCAUCACCUUGAUAUUAGAGAAACAAAUCUGCAGGAGAUGCCAUUACAGAUGGGAAACUUGAAAAAUCUUCGAAUUCUAACCAGAUUCAUCAACACAGGCUCAAGGAUUAAAGAGUUGGGUGAGCUUCAACAUCUUCGAGGAACACUAGAAAUUUGGAAUCUUCAAAAUGUUGUUGAUGCUCUAGAUGCUUUAACAGCCAAUUUGAAGGGUAAGAAGCACCUUGAACAUUUGCACUUGAGAUGGCACGGUGAUACUGAUGAUGCAGCUCAUGAAAGAGAAGUACUUGAGCAAUUACAACCCCAUACAAAUGUGGAAAGCAUUUCCAUUAUUGGUUAUGGGGGUCCAACAUUUCCAGAGUGGGUGGGGGACGGUUCUUUUUCUAAUAUCGUGUCAUUGACACUUAGUGAAUGCAAGCGUUGCUCAAGCUUACCACCACUUGGGCAGUUAGCCUCUCUAAAAUACCUUGUUGUCCAAGCUUUCGAUGGAGUAGUUGUAAUUGGUACUGAGUUCUAUGGAAGUUGCAUGAAACCAUUUGGAAAACUGGAAGAGUUAAGGUUUGAAAGAAUGCCUCAUUUGCAUGAAUGGAUUUCUAGUGAAGGUGGAGCUUUCCCUGUUCUCCGAGAGCUUUACAUAAAAGAAUGUCCUAACGUAUCAAAGGCCUUGCCUAGUCAUCUUCCUUCUUUAACAACCCUUGAGAUUGAGAGAUGUCAACAGCUCGCAGCUGCACUUCCAACGACACCGCCUAUCUGCAGAUUGAAGUUGGAUGACAAAUCUCGUGAUGUGCUAGUAACUAAAUUGCCUUCUGGACUGCAUGGACUCAGAGUUGAUGGAUUCAACCCCAUAAGCUCCCUACUUGAGGGAAUGGAGCGAAUGGGUGUACCUUCCACAAAUUUAGAAGAAAUUGAAAUCAGAAACUGUGGCUCACUUAUGUCUUUCCCAUUACAAAUGUUCUCCAAGUUGAAGAGUUUCCAAAUAAGUGAAUGUCCGAAUCUUGAAUCCCUUGUUGCAUAUGAGAGAAGUCAUGGGAAUUUCACUCGCAGUUGUUUAAAUUCUGUUUGUCCUGAUUUGACACUGCUUCGUUUAUGGAAUUGCUCAAAUGUGAAGUCUCUGCCCAAAUGUAUGCACUCCCUCCUCCCUUCGCUUGAGAUUUUGCAACUUGUUAACUGUCCAGAACUUGAGUCAUUCCCAGAAGAGGGCUUACCUGCCAAACUACAGUCUCUUCAGAUCAGGAAUUGCAGAAAGCUCAUUGCUGGCCGUAUGGAAUGGAAUUUGCAAGCUCUCCAAUGUCUUUCACAUUUCAGUUUUGGUGAGUAUGAAGAUAUAGAAUCCUUUCCUGAGAAGACACUGCUGCCCACCACUCUUAUCACUCUUGGUAUCUGGGAUCUUCAGAAUCUGAAAUCUCUAGACUAUGAAGGCCUUCAACACCUCACCUCUCUUACACAAAUGAGAAUCUCCCACUGUCCCAAUCUCCAAUCCAUGCCAGAUGAGGGGCUGCCAUCUUCUCUUUCUUCUUUAAUAAUCUCUCAAUGCCCUUUACUGGAACAAAGGUGUCUGCAUAACCAAGGAGAAGAUUGGCCCAAGAUUUCUCACAUCCCAGACAUAGAUAUCAACUGGGAUAGCUGAAGAGGCUGCAAGAAAAUAAUAACAAAGACAUUGGAGCUUGUCGCAUAUAGUACGCCAUUAUUAUAGUGGUGUGAGAUUUGAAAACGUUCCUGUCCAUUUUGUUGAAGUAUGGAAGACGGGCAUCAGCAGUGUCACCGGUUGAAUGAGUUUGGGCUGUUUAUUUGUCUUUAUGCCUCGUAAAUUGGAAGUAUGUGCUUCAGUUCUACCCAGUAACUUCUGUACCUGGGUUAUGUUCAAGGAAUGGGCAUUUCCAGUUUUUGCCUCCACUCAUCAUGUACUUAUUCAUGGGCUGUCAUUUCCAGAUUUGCAUUUCCACUUGGCUUGCUUUUUGCAUACUGAGUUCUCUUUGUUUGAUCCUGAGAUUCCAGCAAUGUUAUCUACACUUAUAUUUGAUGCAAUUCUGCUGGCGAUUGCAUUAAAGACACAUCUCGCCAACACCCCCGAAUUUAAAAAUUGCCGUUUGAUGUUUUGCCGUAAAA